This is a messenger RNA of Drosophila kikkawai, 840 nucleotides long. Its product is annotated as phenoloxidase-activating factor 2-like. The record is from RefSeq and is a predicted model, not a curated record. NCBI's taxonomy places the organism in Eukaryota, Metazoa, Arthropoda, Insecta, Diptera, Drosophilidae. Gene Ontology annotation, molecular function: serine-type endopeptidase activity. Gene Ontology annotation, biological process: proteolysis.
AUGUUACAGUUUCGGGGAUUAGUUUUGAUUCUGUGUCUGGUCCUGGCCUCCUCCUGUGUCCAGGCCGGGGAUUUUGGCAUCGUCCCGGAUGACAGGACUUCCAAGUCUCCUUGGCUGGUGUCUGUGAAAGAAAGUUGCGGUUCAUCAAUAGGCGGCGGAUCCCUGAUCUCCAAGUUUGUGGUGCUCACUUCCUGGGUAGUUAUUGCAUACCGUAAUGCCAGCGAGCUCGUAGUGCGCAUUGAAAAUAGUCCUUCGUUGAUGGAAGUGAGAGUCAGGUCGGUUGUGCGACAUCCCAACUUUAAUGUGACUACGGGGGUCAACAACCUGGGCUUAUUGAUCCUUAAAAAAUCCAUUGAAUUUAACAACAAAAUUGCUCCCAUCAAUCUGGCGGCAAGAUCUUCAAUGAGGAUCUUGGACCUCUCUAGCUGCUUUGCCGAAAGUUCCUACAAGAAGACAUUGCCGCUGCCGGUGGUGCAGACCGCGACCUGUGAGCAGGAGCUGCGACGAUGGCUUGUCUUCUCCUUUCCGCUCGAUGACAGCCUGUUGUGUGCCGGCGGUAGAAUCGGAAUCUGGGAAAGUGGCUAUCCACUCGUAUGUCCUUUGGCCAGCGAACCCUCGAGGUUCCAGCAGGUGGGCAUUAUUAACUGGCACCGCAACAGCGGAGACAACUCGACUUUCGAUGUCUACACCAAUGUGGUACGGCUUAGUGGCUGGAUUUUCCGAAAAGUCAUACAGCAUUCAUACGUUGAGGAUCCGGAAGGAAAUGAAGAGGAAAUCAAGUGUCCAGAUGGAGAGAUCGCCGAUUUUUUUUAUUUCGGUCGAAGAGAGCGAGCCAACUAA